AUGUCCACGCCUCCGCUGGCCGCGUCGGGGAUGGCGUCCGGGAUGGCGCCUGGGCCCUUCGCGGGCCCCCAGGCUCAGCAGGCCGCCCGAGAGGUCAACACGGCGUCGCUCUGCCGGAUCGGGCAGGAGACGGUGCAGGACAUCGUGUACCGCACGAUGGAGAUCUUUCAGCUCCUGAGGAACAUGCAGCUGCCAAAUGGUGUCACUUACCACACUGGAACUUACCAAGACCGCUUAGCAAAGCUGCAGGAUCAUCUUCGCCAACUUUCCAUCCUCUUCAGAAAGCUGAGACUGGUCUACGACAAAUGCAUCGAGAACUGCGGUGGGAUGGACCCCAUUCCAGUAGAGCAACUUAUUCCCUACGUGGAAGAAGAUGGCUCGAAGAAUGAUGACUGGGCUGGCCCACCUCGCUUUGCCAGUGAAGAGAGGCGAGAAAUUGCUGAAGUAAAUAAAAAACUCAAACAGAAGAAUCAACAGCUGAAGCAAAUUAUGGAUCAAUUACGAAAUCUCAUCUGGGAUAUAAAUGCCAUGUUGGCAAUGAGGAACUGA
Messenger RNA from Elephantulus edwardii (Cape elephant shrew), 549 nucleotides. RefSeq names its product mediator complex subunit 30 (gene MED30). Lineage: Eukaryota; Metazoa; Chordata; Mammalia; Macroscelidea; Macroscelididae. The coding region runs from base 1 to 549 and encodes 182 amino acids. Gene Ontology annotation, molecular function: transcription coregulator activity. The transcript has 4 exons. Gene Ontology annotation, cellular component: mediator complex. The record is from RefSeq and is a predicted model, not a curated record. Gene Ontology annotation, biological process: positive regulation of DNA-templated transcription.